Nannospalax galili (Upper Galilee mountains blind mole rat) is the source of this 3337-nucleotide messenger RNA. It is a transcript of the gene Napg, whose product is annotated as NSF attachment protein gamma. Gene Ontology annotation, biological process: intracellular protein transport. Gene Ontology annotation, molecular function: syntaxin binding; soluble NSF attachment protein activity. Gene Ontology annotation, cellular component: SNARE complex; vacuolar membrane. Lineage: Eukaryota; Metazoa; Chordata; Mammalia; Rodentia; Spalacidae. The transcript is spliced from 12 exons. Bases 125 to 1063 code for a protein of 312 amino acids. The record is from RefSeq and is a predicted model, not a curated record.
CUUUGCUUCUCCGUAGGCGUCCGGUUUUGUAGCUUCCCGGAGUCCUCCGCGGUGUUCCCACGCCCGACUCUCCCGGGAUUUGCCGGGCUUGAAGCUGCUUUCGCGUCAGUGAGCGACUGAGGCGAUGGCGGCGCAGAAGAUAAACGAGGGGCUGGAGCACCUGGCCAAGGCAGAGAAGUACCUGAAAACUGGUUUUUUAAAAUGGAAGCCAGACUAUGACAGCGCCGCUUCUGAAUAUGGGAAAGCAGCUGUUGCUUUUAAAAAUGCCAAACAGUUUGAGCAAGCAAAAGAUGCCUGCCUGCGGGAAGCUGUUGCCCAUGAAAAUAAUAGGGCCCUUUUUCAUGCUGCCAAAGCUUAUGAACAAGCUGGCAUGAUGUUGAAGGAGAUGCAAAAACUGCCUGAGGCUGUUCAGUUGAUUGAGAAGGCUAGCAUGAUGUACCUGGAGAAUGGCACACCUGACACAGCAGCCAUGGCCUUGGAACGUGCUGGGAAGCUUAUAGAAAACGUGGAUCCAGAAAAGGCCGUGCAGUUAUACCAACAGACAGCUAAUGUGUUUGAGAAUGAGGAACGCCUCCGGCAGGCAGUUGAGCUACUAGGAAAAGCCUCAAGACUGCUUGUACGAGGACGCAGGUUUGAUGAGGCUGCACUGUCCAUUCAGAAAGAAAAAAAUAUUUAUAAGGAAAUUGAGAAUUAUCCAACUUGUUAUAAGAAAACAAUUGCUCAAGUCUUAGUUCAUCUACACAGAAAUGAUUAUGUGGCUGCAGAAAGGUGUGUCAGGGAGAGCUACAGCAUACCAGGGUUUAAUGGCAGUGAAGACUGUGCUGCACUUGAACAGCUCCUUGAAGGGUAUGACCAGCAAGACCAAGACCAAGUGUCAGAUGUCUGCAACUCGCCCCUUUUCAAAUACAUGGACAAUGAUUAUGCUAAGCUGGGCCUAAGCUUGGUGGUCCCAGGAGGGGGAAUCAAGAAGAAGUCACCAGCUACACCCCAGGCCAAGCCUGAUGGCACCACCAGUACAGCUGCUGAGGAGGAGGAAGACGAGUAUUCAGGAGGCCUGUGCUAGUACUCUGCUUACAGAGAGCUAAGAAGAGACAAGGAAAACCCUGGCAUGCCACUUUCAUGGAAUUGGGACUCAUUUUGGGGUAUCUCCUCCACUGAGGUUAUGGUGUUGAAUGCUAAUGUAUGGAAGUCUUUGACUUCCACCAUUUCCCCAAAUCAGCCAUUACAUCUUAUACCACCAUUUCCCCCUUUCUAUUCUAAGAGGAGAAAUUAGCAGAAAAUACACUGUCACAUUUUAAUAGUUGAUUAAAAAACUUACAGGCCUAAUUCUGAACAAAUUAUAUGCUAAACGAAGCAGGCAGUAGGCAUAGUUAUUCUCUCUUAGGUUCUUGGACUUUAUUGUUAAGAUAAUUUUCACUGCAUUUUAUUUAAGAUUACUGCUGCUACAAGUGACUGCUUGGUAAAAAAUAAUUCUUUAAAAAACUUGUCUAGUUCUCUGCACCGUUUUUCCAGUUGUCAUAUGGUACAGUGUCCUAGCUGAGGCUCUCAGGAGCAUCAGUAAGGCUGAAAAGAGGGGCAGAUGCCAGGUCCUUGUCAGACUGCACUCCACAGCCAUCAUCCAGUUUCUAAAACUCUGGUGAUGCUGCGUGGUUACACCUUACACAGGGACUUUGGAAUCAUUGAUCACAGCUGGGAAAAUUGUUGUCAGUCUCAUAGUCAGGUUAAAUGAGUGUGGAGUGUUGGCCCCAGAUAUGAUAUACAACUUAAAGACCUAAGAAAAUUGCAGAAUAAUCUGCUCCUAGUCUGUCAGAUUGUUCCAUUCAUUGUACUGACAGUCUCAGCCUGUAUCAUGGCUGUGAAGUAGGGUGAAAAUUCAGGAAGGAAAACCCUUGGAUUCUUUUUCUAGGAUCAUAAAACAUGUAUAAAUAAAACGCUUCAGUGGAGAGGGAACUUGUCUAGUUUUGAAAAAGAAAUUUAUCUACCAUGAUAUUAGGUACAUUUAAUUAUUGACUCUUUUAAGAGAUGAGAUUGAAACAGAAGCUGUUUUGAACUUUAUAUUAUUUAGCCCCCCAAAAGAUGCAUUUAAAUUUUAAUGUGUGACUUUACAAAUGUUGAGAGUAGAGUAUGAUAAUGGUUCUAUAAAUGCCUUCAGUCCUCUCUGAAGUACUGGCAUUUCUUCAGUCUUAAAUAGUGACUGUCCAAACCUGCUUGGCUCAUGACCAAAGCGGGAGCUGCUUGAAGCCAGUUCCAUGAGUUAGAUUGACAGGUGGCCUUCCUGCCAGGCUGGCUCCUAUCUAACUUAUCAGGAUGGUGGCAUACUACCAAAACUAGCUGAAAGGGAAGAAUUGGUUUUGAAAGACUACUAAGACUGGGUGGCCAAUCUUCUCAUACUUCACAGACUUCCAAAGUGACAGUUUUGAAGCAUUCCUCUUUUUGCCCCAUGUGACUUAACUUCCAUCCCAUAAUUUGUGAAUUAGAAGAGGCUGCAAGUCACAGCAGGGUGCACUCUGCAGGCUCUGCUGACAAGAGUGGUCUCCUGUCACCGUGCCCCUCCCGUCUCUUUACAACAUACUUUAUUUGAAGCUAGUCUGCUUUGUUUUUCUAGAUUUCUCCAAAUCUAGGGAGAGCAUCAUGACACUGGUCCCAGUUCUGUGGGAGGGCUUAGGUAGAACAGCUUCCUUUGCCAGGUAUGCUUUAGUGGUGGAUGGUACUGUACAAUUUCCAUUAUGGCCUGAGGCCAAACACUAAAGAACUUUAUGUUUUCCCUUACCUGCAUAGUUCUGCAGAUAACCACCUCAGUUUCUGUAAUUGCAUUGAGACUAAGGAUAAAGCUGUGUUUAGGCAUUUUUAUUUAAAGAAAAAUUGGUGUUCCAAACAUUGCAUCAUUGCUGCCUAGAUCCAACCAGAAACUUCUGGGGUCUCAUAUUAGUGCUUAUUUGAGCUAAUUAACAAUCUUUGAAACAGAUUUGACGGUACUCAAAAGUUAUUUUAAACCAUUUUAUAGACCAUGUUAUUCAAUAUAACCUUGUGUAGGGGUUAAUUUUGUUCCUCUUACAUGAUCCCUGCAAUCUGGAGCAGAAUUAGCCUCAAUUUUAAACAAAAAAAGGGGCUUUACACAGUUGCAUGCUCUCUUGGCCACCUUUAAGAAUGCAGAAACAAGGUUUCAGCUGAUCUUCAUGUCAGGGUUAUUCUGUUUGGUAUCUCAUAGGAACAUCUGUUCUACGUGUAUACAUUUUAUUUUUCUACUUGCAUAAAUCUUUGCUCUUGAGAACUUGGUCAGAAGUGGAGAACUUAGUGUUUACACCAAGAAAAUGAUUUUCCAGAAUUCUCGUGCCCU